AUGAAAUAUGAGAAAAAAAAUUGGAACAAUGAUAAGGGGAAAAAAAGAAGUGAGAAAUUUCCGAACGAUGGCAGCUACGGCAGGGGGAGAGGCAGGAGGUAUGGAAAACAUGACGAGGGAGGAGGAGAGGGCCGGUUUAACAACAUGUUGUAUCCCCAUGAAAUGCGGCGUGAUGAACCCAUGCACAGGGACAUGCGGCAGGGCGACGAGUUCAGUUCGGAAAUGCCCACUUACACAUCCGCUUCUUCCAAUUUUAAGAGAAGCAAUAAUAAUUAUGAUGUGAAAAAUGAAACGCUAGAUCAGUGGGGCCAUGUAAAUAGCCAGUACAUGGCACCCCCAUAUAAAAAGGGGGCGAUGAAUCAAAAGGCGAACGUCCGAGGUGGUAGGAAAAAUAAUCAUUCCCGUUAUCGCAAUAACUACGUAGGAUAUGAUGGCGAAAGGGGGUCUAAAUUUAGUGCGUACGAAAGUGGCACUCACAACGUAAAUGACAACAUUCAGGAGAAUGGCCCACCUAAUGAAGACAAUUUCGACUACGCAGGUGAUUUUUACAACAGUGAUGAGUACUAUGCGGAAGACGGCCACCAUAGGGGGGAUCACUACGGGGAUGGAGACAAUUACCACGGCGAUCGAGACGACUAUUACGAUAAUCGCGACGACCAGCACAGGCCGUACAACGAUAGCUACAACAGGAACUACAAGCACGGCAGCAGUAACCACCCCUACAGUAAAGAUGGAUCCAUGCGGCGUUCCCGCAAAAACAACCAUGCGUUUGAGGACAGCCCAGACGAUAACUACGCUGACAGUUACGAUGAAAAAUAUGGCACCAAUUUCGGAGACCACAGUAGUAACCCCCGUGGGGACUCCAGAAAGGCCAACAUAAAUGAGGAGCUGAGCAACCUCCAUAGGAAUCUGCACAAUUUACUUUUCUCCCCUGCAAAAGCGGAGGGGGAGAACCCCCCUAGCGAAACGAACACCACAUCGAAAAGCAAAGACUGUAACGAAAGCGUGUUGAACCAGUUGUCCAUUCUGAGGAACAUUCCUUUUAAUGUGAAGCAGUCGGACGGGGAAGGCGACAAAGACGAUGUGCCUACUAAGGACCAGGUCGAUGCCGGGGUAAGCGACCAACGUAGCCUUUCCCCGGAGCAGAAAAAAAGCAGCCAGAGCAGCAAGACAGCCAUGAUACUGGACGACUUGAAGAAAUGUCUCUACGGAAGUAACAGCAAAGAAUUGCAAACGGACAGGGGGUACCAGUCAAACAGUUACCUAGCUAAUGACGAUAACCAUUUUAAUGUCACCAGUGGUAAAGGUUAUAAAACGGUUGGGGAGGGUGAGAUCAGAAGGCGGAAUAGCAGCAACAGUAGUGGAAUGCAGAAUAUUCCAUUUUCCCCGCAAGGAAAUGCAGAACAGAUGAAGAAGGGUAAGGAGGAGGAUGAUAUUACCAGUAGGCGUUACCGAAACGACGCUAAUUAUUACAACACCGAUGACGUGGACGUCGAGUCGUCCAUAUCAAGCGACGACCACGUCGUCAUGGAUGUGUAUAAGAACGAAGUGCAUGAGGACCACAUGAUAACUUCCAGUGGAAAUAUAUUUCCCAAAGGUCAAAUAGCCGAAUCGUUGCGGGUGUUAAAUACGUUACAAGUAGACAUUGAGAGAGUCUGCUGUUAUAUUAAGCAUUUCAUAGAUCCUCCGGAACAGCUGUUCCAGGUCAUGACGGAUGUUUUCGUAGACAAGUCUGUUUCGGUAAAUUCGAAAAUUGCCAUUUUUUAUGUGUAUAAUCAUUUAAUACAAGAAUUGAGAAACAAUUUAAAAAACGAUUUGAUAAAAUAUUAUUCCAUCGCGGAAAGGGGGUUACAAAUUUUUGUCGUCCCAGUAUUGAGGUGUGUACUACACGAACAAGUCAACGUAGAGAUGGUUAACAAAUUUUACCGAUGUGUAGCCAUAUGGAAUGAAAGAAAUGUGUAUAGCAAAAUAGUAUGUGAACAGCUAAAAUUGCUUCAGAAAAAUCCACAAAAAAAAAUUGAUUUUACGGUGAAAAAUGUAGCUAGCCAAGCUCAUAGUUUGCUAUCAAAUGAACUAUCCAAAUUUGUACCCAUAAAUUUUAUUUUAAAAAUGCCAAGUGUGAAUAAUGAAAAUAGGAAAGCGCUCCAAGAUAAAACCCUCAGUGCGCUUUUUCAGAAUAUUUCCAAGGAUACUCUCAAGGGGUACAAUGAGGCAGACGUCGAGGAAGCUUCCAAAAUGUCAGAUAAGGUUAUGCGCAUGUAUGGGCAGGAAUUAAUUUUACUAAAUUCUCAAAUUUUGGAGUUAUCCUCCUUGAUUUGUGAUAAUAAUGACCAUUUGGUGAAGCUGCAGAAUGCGCUGGAAAAUCUGCGGGAUUGA
Molecule: messenger RNA, 2376 nt
Organism: Plasmodium coatneyi
Lineage: Eukaryota; Apicomplexa; Aconoidasida; Haemosporida; Plasmodiidae
Exons: 1
Coding region: 1-2376 (791 amino acids)
Source: RefSeq, a predicted model, not a curated record